Thamnophis elegans (Western terrestrial garter snake) is the source of this 2152-nucleotide messenger RNA. RefSeq names its product out at first homolog (gene OAF). The record is from RefSeq and is a predicted model, not a curated record. The transcript has 4 exons. The coding region runs from base 389 to 1225 and encodes 278 amino acids. Lineage: Eukaryota; Metazoa; Chordata; Lepidosauria; Squamata; Natricidae.
CUCCAGCUGGGGCGUGGGGGUGGGGGGAGCCCAUGCAGCCCCCUCUCUCCGGCCCGCCCGAGGGUCGCCUGCCUGCCUGCCUGCCUGCCGCUUUAAGGCUGCUCUCCGCGGGGCCGAGCGAGCGGAGGAAGUGACGGGCCGAAGCGGGGCGAGGGGAAGGGGGUUGGGGGCGUCCCGGGAAGGGGGCCGGGGGGAGCCCCCGCAGCUGCCAGCCGAAGGAGGCGGGUCUCCUCCGCAGCCCGGGCGGGUCCCCAGAGCGGCACGCCCUCCCGCCCAGCCCCGGCGGCGGCGGCGGCGGCGGCAGCAGCAGCCAGCAACUUCGGGAAAAGUUUUGUUCUCGGCCGGAGCAGCGUCCGAGUCCCGUCUCUGGCCGUCGAGCCGGCCGGGGAUGAGCUCUCGGGCCGGCGGGGACGGCCGGCUGCCCGCCCCGCUCCUCUGCUGGCUGCUGCUGCUGCUGCUGUCGGGGCCGAGCGGGGCGGCGGGGGCGCCGUCGGAGCUGCGGGUGCGAGUGCGGCUCCCCGACGGGCGGGUGACGGAGGAGAGCCUGCAGGGGGACAGCGGCGCCGACAGCGUCAGCCUGGAGCUCCGCAAAAGCGACGGGACCCUCGUCACCCUGGCCGCCGACUUCAAGCAGGAGGUGAAGAUAUUCCGAGCCCUGAUCCUCGGGGAACUGGAAAGGGGGCAGAGCCAAUUCCAAGCUCUCUGCUUCGUCACCAGGCUGCAUCGCAACGAAAUCAUUCCCAGCGAGUCCAUGGCCAAACUCAGACAGAAAAACCCACAGACGGUGCGGCAAGCAGAAGAGAUCCGUCCCCUCGAACACCUCCGUAUGGACGUAGCUGUCAACUUCAGCAAAGGGGCCCAGCUUAGCUCUCACAUAUACAACAUCUGUUCGGAGGCCAAGGAGACCAUCUACAGUCGAGAAGAAGAUGUGAAGUUCUGGAUGGAGAAAGGGGUGGACGGCUCCAUGUUUGAGGUCCUGCCUCAGUCUGCCGACCUGCCUGGCCUGCAGCACUGCCGGCUCUGCGCAGACCGCUGGAAACCUUGUAUCUGCAGCUACGCCUUGAACAUUGAGUGGUAUCCCUGCAUGCUGAAGUAUUGCAAGAGCCGGGAUGCGGCUGGAAAGGCGACCUCUUACAAGUGUGGCAUCCGCAGCUGCCAGAAGGCCUACAGCUUUGAUUACUACGUGCCCCAGAAGCAGCUGUGCCUGUGGGAUGAAGAGACUUAGCAGGACAGCUGAGCAGGAUUUCUCUUCGACCUUCUUUCCUGGAGCUCUGGAUUAGGACUACCAAGGUGGCCACUUGGGACUGAAAAGAGGAAGAAGGGGCAGGGCAUGGAAGGAGGGAGGGAGAACCCCCAUGAGAUGCCUCCUAAGCAUGUUUUGGAGUGAGCCUCUCCCUCUUCGCCUGUGGAAGGUGGCACCUUCGGAUUUCCAGGCGGUCAGAAGAAAGAUGAGGAACAUCAGAAUGAAGACUGUUCUCCAUCUUGACUUGACCAAUGAAGCGUCUUGACCGCGAUGAGAUUUCUGCCUGCUAUUUUUUUUUUUCCUGAAUGAAGACAAAGACAAAUGGAUGUCCUUCCUGGACAACCUCCUAGACAGGAUUAGACCCCAGGUAGGUAGCAGAACGGAUAAAGAAUCUUCUGGACCAGUGUUUCUCAACCUUGGCAACUUGAAGAUGUCCGGACUUCAAGUCCCAGAAUUCUGGGAUUUGAAGUCCAGACAUCUUCAAGUUGCCAACGUUGAGAAACACUGUUCUGGACAAAGCUCGUGAAGUUCCAGAAUGUUCUACCAUUGCUACCUGGAGCCACCAGAAGGAGGGAAGUUAAAGCCAUGAUGACGUCGGAAUCUGGAAGGACAUCCCACUGAUAUCCUACGUCAUUUUAUGCAAGAAGAAGAGAUUAUUUGAGAAGGCUGUAGGACGGCUGAUCUUCUACAACCGACUGUCAGUUACGCCCCAUGACCAAUAUCCAAGGGAUAAAGCCAUCCCUGGACAGCUUUGACGAUGGCCGUUUGCCAAAAUGCCUCUGAUAUAUAGAUCUCUGGCCUCUUAAGGGUGCCAAUCCCCCCUCCCCUUUUUCCCCUUAUCGCUCUGCCUUAGUAAAAGAUUGCACCCACCUCCCUUCCAAGGACUGAAGAUUGCAGACAAUCAGAUCC